Prosopis cineraria is the source of this 1002-nucleotide messenger RNA. RefSeq names its product glutathione S-transferase U19-like. The record is from RefSeq and is a predicted model, not a curated record. Lineage: Eukaryota; Viridiplantae; Streptophyta; Magnoliopsida; Fabales; Fabaceae. Gene Ontology annotation, biological process: glutathione metabolic process. Gene Ontology annotation, molecular function: glutathione transferase activity. Bases 48 to 716 code for a protein of 222 amino acids. Gene Ontology annotation, cellular component: cytoplasm. The transcript has 2 exons.
ACUGCGUAUUCUUCUUUAGCAUUCAUCGCUCUACAGCUUCUUUAACAAUGGCUGAUGAUAAGGUGGAGAUUGUUGUAUUAGACUGUGGGUUCAGUAUGUUUGGGAUGAGGGCUAGGAUUGCUCUGGCCGGGAAAGGAGUUCAAUAUAAGCGCCUGGAACAAGAUCUGACGAACAAGAGCCCUCUGCUUCUGCAAAUGAACCCAAUUCAGAAGAUGAUUCCAGUCCUCAUUCACAAUGGCAAACCCAUCUGCGAGUCCCUCAUAAUAGUCGAAUAUAUCGAUCAAGUUUGGAACCACACAGCUCCUUUACUUCCCCCUGAUCGUUAUCUCAGAGCUCGAGCCAGAUUCUGGGCUAAUUUCGUUGAUCUCAAGGUGUAUGGAGCUUCCAGGAGAAUAUGGAAUUCGAAUGGAGAAGAGCAAGUGAAGGGGAAGAAUGAGUUCAUAGAGAGCUUGAGCCAAAUGGAGGAGGAGCUUGGGAACAAGGUUUAUUUUGGGGGUGACAUGUUUGGCUUUGUUGAUGUUGCUCUCAUUCCUUUUUAUUGCUGGUUUUAUACCUACGAGACGUUUGGUAACUUCAAGAUAGAGGAAGAGUGCCCUAAACUCAUAGCUUGGGCUAAGAGAUGCAAGAUGAGGGAAAGUGUGUCCAAAUCUCUUGGGGACGAGAAGCAAGUCUACGAGUCUGUUUUGGCCUACAAGAAAUCAUCUAGGCUCGCCUAGGCUGAUUCUAAGCAAAUUACUGCACCAUAUCUAUUUUUUACCAACCAAAUAUUCCAUGCAUAUUAGGGAAUCAACAGCCGACAUCUUUGUAGACAGUGUACCUCAAUCUCAAUCAUGGUUAUCUAAUCGAUGAGCUGGUUCCACUUGGGUUUGUCUACUUAUUGAUAAUCUCAAUAAUUGACAUUAGUUUGUCGGAUGCAAUUCACUGGUUUGUCUGUAAACUAUAAUUACAAUGAAACAUCAGCAGUAAAAGUAAGCAAGAGCUUAGUGCGUUUUCUUAUGAAAA